Molecule: messenger RNA, 4991 nt
Organism: Drosophila guanche
Lineage: Eukaryota; Metazoa; Arthropoda; Insecta; Diptera; Drosophilidae
Gene: corn
Exons: 7
Coding region: 852-4262 (1136 amino acids)
Source: RefSeq, a predicted model, not a curated record
GAAAAGUGUGCAAAAGUUAACUGUCGAUUAACAAUUGUUCAUAUUAUAUUUAUGCAUAUAAUAUAAAUAUUUUAUAUGUGCAUUGGAUUCCCGUUUGAAUUCACGAUCUCUACGCGCGCUUGUGUGUGUCUUUCUGUGGCACGGCCGCUGAAUGUGAACGGGUUUUCGGUUGUCUCUGUGAAGGCUUAUGGAACGAAUUCGCGAGGCUGGCCCCGGGCCCCAGACCCAAUAAAAGCAACACAAGGCUUGAUUUUCCUUAAUGCCAGAGCCUCCGCUUGUAAAUGCCACAGAGGCCUGUUGUUCUGCAGAUUGAUUCAAUCGAUUUUUCCAUUGAACCGAUGCUGCUGCUGCUGCUGCAGUAAGUGUGAGUGUGUGUGGUGUGUUAGUGUGUGGGUCCUGCGAGGACUCUAUACAAAUAAACCAUUAGGUUAGGUAAACGAAACGAACAACAAUAGGCCCUGCAUGAAGCCAAGGCAGGAACUUGGCCCCUCGUCCAUCUUCCAGUCCUUUCCAGCUGCUGCAGCUGCUGCCGCGCGUGUUGGUGUUUGUGUGUGUGCACUGGAACGAUCAUUCCCUUGCUUGCGCGUGUGUGAGUGCAGAAAAUUUGAGUAAAUUCCGUCCGCGAAUGCGCAAAUUGCCGUCUUGCCAUCCAAUUCUGCACCAACGGAGCCAGCCAACCGCACGGCAACGACAGAGGCCAUAGAAUCGAAAGAGAAUGCUCUGGGAGACCCUCUGACAUUUCCAUCAUCUUCAUUAUCAUCAUUCAUCCCCUCUGGAGAAACAGCGCAGCUCCCGUCUCCACUCUACCCUGUCGCUUCUUCUGCUGCUCUGUGGUGGGCGAGUGAACGACGAUGUCUGCCACUCUCUUCGACAUGGCUGCGCAACCGGAGGAACAGCAACUGCAACAGCAACAGCAACAGCAUCUCUUGUCGGCUCUUGAGGAGCAGCAACUGGUGGCUGGACUGGCCUGUCUAGAGCUGAGUGAGGGAAUCACAGCAACCAGCAACUGCGAUGGCAGUGACAGCGGCCUGGACGUGGCCAGCAGCUGCUGCCUCUCCCAGGUGACGCUGCAGCGGGGCCUCAGCAGCACCAGCGGGGGCUACACCAGCAGUAAUGGCCUGGAGGAUAUCUACGACAGCUGCGAACUUAAGGUGGUCUCCACCGGCACAGUGGAUCUGGCUCCCAGCGAGACUGGCAGCGAGAAGGAGUCGCCCCCAAGGCGCACGAACACCAGCAACAGCGCGGUGAAGAAGAAGGUUGCAAUGUUCGAGCCGGAACAGAAUGCAGAGAGUGCCACCCCGAGGGCACAGCCUCUGGAACAGCUGCGUGGCAGAGUGGCCAACCUGAAGCGAGCGGUGAGCUUGCCCAGGAACAGUGCAGCGCCUCCGUCCCCGGCCGCACCUACAGCUGGCAGCCGUGAAAAGGCACGGCUCUCGUCCGCCUCCUUUCGGCUUCCGACCACGCCCACGGCCACACCCACGUCCGCGCGGAUGGCACGUCCACAGAAACCCGAUACUCUACCCAGCGCCCUCAAUCGGGCCCAGUCCGUGCAGCGUCUCGCCCAGGUUCAGAGAACCCCAUCGCUCAGUCGGGCACGAACGCCAGGAACCCCCUCGGAUGACGGUCGCUGGCCAGCCAAUAGGGGAGCGGGAGGAGCACGUCGGGGAAUGUCUGUGACACCGGAAGUGAAUGUCUGUCGGAUGAGGGGAAGUCCGGCGCCAGGUGGCACCCUUCCGCGCCGCCGCAAACAGCAGUCUGUAGAGGAUUUGACGGCCGGACGGCUCUCCAGGAGCAACUCGAUCAGUCGAGACGCCAGGAUGACGUCUUCGGUGAUGGUGGUGCCCACGAGCAGACGGAGCCUAGCUCCAGCCACCGCCAAAGUGAACUCCCUGCGGCGUCCCCUGCAGACGGUGCAGGGUAGGACAAAGAUCUAUCACGAGACGGCAGUGCAGACGGCGCUGACCAGCGAGGACCUGGAGCAGGUCCUAGGCGGGGGGCUGCUACAGACGCGAUCCUUGGACGCAGUGGAACAGAGGGACCAAAGCAUCCAGGCGGAACCAGACCAGCGCGACUUUGAGCUGGAGCAGUUGCGCCAAGAGGUGCGCCAGCUGAGCGGGAAGCUGCAGCGAGAGCGGGAGGAGAAGCUGGCCAUGCAGCAGGAGCUGCAUCUGAACACGGAGCGGGUCAUGGGGAUGCUGGAGCUGGCCCGCGUGGUCAGCGCCAGUGCUGGAACUCCUACCUCUGAGGACAGCAACGAUGGCGGCGGCCACGACAGCCUUCUGAUGCUGGAGUCGCAGAUACAGAUGAGCGGACACGAGCUGUUCGAGCGACAGCAAGAGAUUGGCCAGCUGCGCACCAUGUGCCGCACCCUCCAGUUGGAAAUGCGCCGUUCUCUGGCCACGCAGCAUCUGUUGAUUCAGGAGAAAGCGGCCAUCGAGCAGGAGUCCAGCGAGCUGCAGGACUUCCUGCAGCACGAAAAGGCCGCCCAGUGCGACGCCCUAAGAGAGCUCGAGGCGGAGCACCAGGCGGCCAGGACACAUCUGGCCCAUCGCGAGGAGGAGGCUAAAGUACUUCGCGACGAGUGCAGGCAUCUGGUCCGGCUGAACGAGCAGAGGCGCCAGGAGAACCGCAUGCUGCAGACCAAAUACACGGCCCUGGAGGCCAAGUCGCGGGAGCUUAUCCACCAGCAGAAUGCAUCGGUAGCAGGCGCCUCCACGGCCCUCUCCGGACUGCAUUCCCGCCUGGAUGGACUCGUGGAGCAGCUAGUCUACUCCUACAGUAUUUCCGAGCAAGAUUUGGAGGACAUCCGGUUCCAGGCAGAAUCAGAACAGGUCCCCAAUGGCAUCCGCCCCAACGGACUGGACCUUCCGCUAUGUCCGGCAAACGGUGGCGAAGCCAUACACACGCUCGUCCUGGCCAGCGAUGGCUCCCUGUCGCCGCAGCGCAACCAAUCCUUCAUAGCCGCCGUCAUCGGUGCCAUUCGCCAGGCCACCACACACUCUGGCAAGCGUCUAUCGCUGCGUCAGGCGGGAAAACGCAAUGGAGGAAUAGGAACAGGCUCAGCAGGAGAAGGAGGAGGAGGCGGUUCAACUCACAACGGUUCGGCAACAGCAACAGCAACAGCGACCACGGGCCACGAGCAGCCUGAAGAAGAUUCCGACUCUACGGAAAUGCUGGACUCUGAGACGGAACCCUGCCUGCUAAUGAUGGACAAUGUGCUGGAGGAUGUGGUCCAUCCGGACUCGCACUCCCACAACAUGGUCUCAUCUUGCACGGGCAUGAUCUCCCAGAUUGAGUUGCCCACAGAGCUGAUCAGUCACCAGAAUGCAGGCGACGACUCGCUGCAGCAGCUGUCACAGGCCAUUACCAAUCGUCAGCAAAUGGAGCUGCACGUACACAAGAUCAGUGCACUUCCCAUGAAUCCUCGCGAUCAGUGCAACACGGAGGAGUUGAGCUGCCACGACUCGCUCGCAGAGCUGCCGUCUUUAAUGGAGUACAGCACGGCUCAGGCGGUGGUGGACCAGGUGAUCGAGGUGGACACGCUGGUCACCAAGUUGCUUAAGGUCCUGAGACUUGUUCAGCUGGACAACGACAAUUGCAUCCAGCAACUAAUUGUGGACAAGAACAAACUACAACAGCACAAGGAGGAUAUGCUGGAGAAACUAAAAGACUUGGAGGACGUCAACCUGAAGCUGCAGGACGAACUCAUGGAUGCCACACAGGAGCUGAUGAUUAAGGGGAGCGACCUCAGCGGAGCCAAGGCUGAGAUGCAGCGCCAUCGCAACGAGAUCGACCGCCUUAACGAAGACAUCUGCACGCUGAGCACGCUCUGCAGCAGCUACAAGAAGCUGUCGCCUACAACAGAGUUUCCGCCCAUGCGCCUGCUCUGUCCCCUUAGCCAAGAGACCGAGCAUGGCGAUGUGGCCGGUAUCCUCAAUCUGCUCAAGAUGUGGCACGCUGGCGGUCAGCUGCAGGAUCCACGCCUUAGUGCGUAUUUGCGAACGGUAUGUGUCAGCCAGGUAUCGAAUUUGCCGCAGGAUAACAACAAUGUGGAACGUCUAAGGAUAUACGCCAACCAACUAGAGCAUGUAUCAAGAGUGCUGGAGGACGACUUGCCCUUGGAGCUACACCCGCCGCUCCAGCAGUUGCGUCAGGACAUGGAGAUCGUCAGGCUAAACGCAAACUGGACGCAGCUGUUGGACCUAAGCGAGCCUGAUCAGAAUGCCAAUGGGGAUGUGGCCACAUCGUUGCAGUUGCCUUGAAUCGUGUCAAAUUGUUGUUAAUUCUAUAACUAACUAUUAGACUUAUUGCCAGUUGUUUAAUAUUAGAUACAUAUGUACACGUAGAUAGAUACAAAUGUUUGCGUCCAGCUCUCGUCUGUAAUGUGGAUGAGAGUCACCAAACUCCAAGCAAAAAAUAAGUUAUAAACAUUUUAACCCCCUCAAAGGUUGAACUAUUUUAAGAGAACAAAUAUUGUUGUACCAUACAAGAUGCUUCAGCAGUGCCAUGUGUAGCGUUUUUUGGCGAAGGAAUCAGUUGAUUUUUCGAGUCCUGGCGUCCCAUUAAAAGUACUAUAGGUAUUCCUGCUGUUAAUGCAUUAAACCUUGUUCCCAAUUUUCAAUUUGAACAAGCAAAAAUCGGCUUAGGCCGGAAACUAAGUUCGUUUGCAUUUCCAGCAACAUGAUAUACGAUAGCAAAGAUUUCUGGUGAAUCUGUAGAUCAUUUGACGGCUACACGUUUAACAAAGUCCCAAAAUUACUCCCAUCCUCCUACGUCAACAGACAAGUCCAUUUUGCACUGAGAAGUGCAUCAGAAAUACAGACAUCAAAAACCUUCCCUUCGAAUGUAGAUAGAUCUGCUCCAGCUUAGAAUGGAGUGGAAAGGUGAAAGCCACGAACCGACUUUGAAAGCAAGCUGUUUGUUUAAUACACGUACAAUAAAUAAGCAUAAACUAAAUACAUAUGUAUAAAAAUCAACUAUGAAUGAAAAAA